Messenger RNA from Amaranthus tricolor (Joseph's coat), 1303 nucleotides. RefSeq lists its product as uncharacterized. The transcript has 13 exons. NCBI's taxonomy places the organism in Eukaryota, Viridiplantae, Streptophyta, Magnoliopsida, Caryophyllales, Amaranthaceae. Gene Ontology annotation, biological process: dephosphorylation. Gene Ontology annotation, molecular function: phosphatase activity. The record is from RefSeq and is a predicted model, not a curated record. Bases 78 to 914 code for a protein of 278 amino acids.
UCAAUUUUUUCAUCACAUUCAAUAUCGUUCCACUAGUGCCCAAAUGUUUCCAUUACAUUUCCACCGCCGCUACGGAAAUGUCUUCCUUUAGCUCUUUGAAGUCGGCGAUUUUCGAUAAAGAAGAAAGGAAACUGCAUUAUCAAGCUCAUAUUAGAGGCCUCAAUGCAUACGAUCGACACAAGAAAUUCUUGAACGAUUAUGUCAAGUACUAUGGGAAAGAAAGGCCCUCCAACACAAAGUUACCUAUCAAAACCGACCAAGACACCCUCAAAGAAGGAUACCGGUUCAUUCGCACUGAAGAAGAUGAUUUGGACCCAUCAUGGGAGCAAAGGCUAGUCAAGCGUUAUUAUGAUAAGCUCUUUAAAGAAUAUUGCAUAGCUGAUAUGUCAAAAUACAAGAGUGGAAAGAUUGGCUUGAGGUGGAGAACAGAAAAAGAAGUUAUAUCUGGAAAAGGGCAGUUCAUUUGUGGUAACAAGCAUUGUGAAGAAAAAACUGGAUUGGCUAGCUUUGAGGUGAACUUUUCUUAUUUUGAAGCAGGAGAAAACAAGCAAGCUCUUGUCAAACUGGUGGUAUGUGAGAGGUGUGCAGAAAAACUACACUUUAAAAGAAAUAGAGAAAGAAAGUUGAUGGAAAGCCAACAGAGAGAGGAUUCUAAGAAAAACAGAAAAACACGAAUUGAUGAGGAGUUGGAUGAUGAAGAUAAGAGCAUUGCCAGAAGCAGAACUAAGUCGGAACAUGGGGAUAAGGAAACCUCGAAGAGACGGAGGAAAAGAUCUAGUGAUGGUGAUACUACUGACGAAGAGGCUGAUGGAAGCAGAGGCGGAAAGAAAAAAGGGAAAAGGGCCUUAGCUGUAGGAGCUGAUCACGAUGACAAUGAAACUUUUGAUGAGUUUUUGGAGGGAAUGUUUCCGUGAUGUUGCUGUUGCAGCGUUUAAUAUUCUGCACUUUUUCUUGUUCAUGCAAAGCAAUUCACGGCCAUGGUUCACUAAAGAUGACAAUCUUCAGAUAAAGUUUUCUUCAUCCCUUUAUGUUGAUUAUAAUUAAAAUGAGGCUGGACACAAUCUAUGUUGGACGGACUUUGUACAUAUUUGGUUUUAUUUAUUGCCAUUUAUAGUGAUUGUAAUUGGUAUUUGGAACUAAUUUGCAUGUACUUGAUCCUGUUCAUUAAACAUCACUCUAGUCUACUAUUCUUCCUCAAGUUUUAUCAGAUGGUAAAAGUAAAAAUUGAGGUAGGAAAGUUACAUUUGCAUUGUUUUAAAUUGCAAAUUUAAUUACAAUUUGAAUAAAGCAAAUUUUGACAGUA